ACGGUGGCGGCGCGCUCCCGUGAACUGAUUCAUUGUAUCAGCCCGAGAGACGAGAGGAAGCAGCGAGCGACUGGGCAGACUGGAGAGCCGCUUAGCGUCGAGAAAUACUGAAAAACCCGACCGCUUGGCACGUAAACUGAAGGGAUGGCAGCCAUCCGUAAGAAGCUGGUGAUCGUUGGGGAUGGAGCUUGUGGAAAGACUUGCCUUCUCAUCGUCUUCAGCAAGGACCAGUUCCCCGAGGUCUACGUUCCCACGGUGUUUGAGAACUACGUCGCUGACAUCGAGGUGGACGGCAAACAGGUGGAGUUGGCCCUGUGGGACACAGCUGGUCAGGAGGACUACGACAGGCUGAGGCCCCUCUCCUACCCAGACACUGACGUCAUCCUCAUGUGUUUCUCCAUAGACAGCCCUGACAGCUUGGAAAACAUUCCUGAAAAAUGGACCCCGGAGGUCAAACACUUCUGCCCAAACGUCCCCAUAAUCCUAGUAGGAAACAAGAAAGAUCUACGUAAUGACGAUCACACACGUCGAGAGCUGGCCAAGAUGAAACAGGAACCAGUGAAGUCAGAAGAAGGCCGGGAAAUGGCCGGCCGCAUCACAGCUUUCGGUUACAUGGAGUGCUCCGCAAAGACCAAGGAUGGCGUCCGGGAGGUUUUCGAGAUGGCCACCAGGGCGGCGCUGCAGGCCCGUCGCGGGAAGAAGAGCAAUAAAUGUGCACUGCUGUAAAACGGCAGACAUAUUUGGACAGUUUUUCGUCCUGGGCUGUUACACCCAGGGAUAGGGCUCAGUGGGGGAAGGAGGGAUUACUAGAACGAGAGGGAGGGACGGGGAAGAAAAGACUGCAGUACAUGACUACCGCUGUAAACUGGCUGUUUGUUGGACUCUAUUUACCCUGGGACGUGGCUUUAGGAAGGAGGGAGCACAGUAAACGACUACCGCUGUAAGCCAUCAGGCUCUUCACCUGUGUGCAUUUCAUUGGGGCGGGAGAUUUACACCAGCUACCAGCCAAGAGUUGGUUCUAUUUGGUCUCUUUUUUUUUUUUUUUUUUUUUUUUUGGCUAGCCACUGACACUGAUUGACAAAUCCCAGUCCACUGUUAAAUUCAGACUGGUAAAUCAUUGUUUUGAGGAAGUGUUUGUUUGUUUUAUUCUGGAGUUGGGGCUGAAGUUGGAUCCCCACAGAGAUUUCUUUAACGAAGCAGACGCCAAACCAGAGCAGCAUCUUAGCUCGGCCUUCUCUAGCUGCUUUCUGAACGCCGUGAGCAGAUCGCUCUGCCGUUUGCAAUAGUAGGCAAAUUUUAAGCGAAUUCUUAAUAAUUAUCCCAAAAGUAGCCUUCCAGCGGCUAUAAUUUAUCUGUAUGAUGCGGAGCGAGCUGGGCUGACGUGUGGCGUGGCUCAACACCUCUGCGCCGCUCGUCUCUCGCCGUGUCUAAUCCUUACAGACGCUUACAGACUCCUAGAGACAAAGGCUGAGAUAAUCCACCGGUCAGCCGGUCUGGAGCGCUUCAUCAGGAAAUAGUGUUGCUCAUAGAUUUAAAUUUGCGCUCUGGUCAAAAGGAUGACUGGGAAAAGGUGUCGGUUGGAGGCGACUAAAGCGGCUGGCCUACUCUGCUCCUGGUGCAGCAGCUCUGAGGAGGCGUUCAGCCGUCAUUUGCAUGCUCUCUUUACAUUUGAAUCAGUGGAAGUGGCAGAGGACUCGUGGUCCCGCCGGACGACAAAGGUAGCUUCCUGCCCUACACAGCGACGCUCGGCCAGCUCCGAUCCCUUCCUGUUCCACUAAGCUGAACGCUGGUGCUCACCUUGCCCGGAGUUUAGACCAGGACAAAGAACAGGGGUUGGUAGUGGUGGGGGGGGGGGUUGUUUACAUGCACAAAAACUGAUCCUCUUGUUUGGGAUGAACAACGUAAUCCUUCUGAUUUUAGGAAAAAGGUUGAAUAUGCGGUUCUAAUUGGUUUUUGAGAGGAAAGUAAAGCGCCUCUGGUGGAGAGCUAGCUACGCGUUUUGAGUUCUGCUGGUAAACCGCUUCCAUGCGCUUUAUCUGUGAAGCAGAUCAAUAAAAAAAAAAACUUUAAUCUGAAAAGGUUUUUACAUGGGAGAGUCCGACUCACCGGGUUGGUCGGCCAGAUGGGUUUUGUGCAGGUAAUCUUAGUUGCUGUCCAGUUAGAGGAUUGAUCUCCUGCUGUUCAUUUUAAAAUACUUUAAAGACCCUUUUUCUUAAAAGAUGUACGGCCAGUCUAUAUUUGGGUUUAUUUUUAUUUUUUCCAGUUUUUAACCUGGCAGAUUCGGGGUCUCUUGGCAGCAUUCUGCCCUCCUGUUCUUCUUCCUGGCCUACUGGGUGGAGCCUGUUCCUGAAACCAGUCUUGUGUUCGUAUUUUAUUUCCAGCUUCUUCUUCUUUUUUUAUUUUUUUUUUUUAAGUCAUAAACAUGUCUGUCAGUAUUUAAUAAAAAAAAUAGGAGGUGGAAAUCUAUGGAAUUACUCGUGUUGUUGCUUUUAGUUUCUUUUUGUUUUGUUUCCCCCUUUGUUGGCGCUUUUAGCGAAAUGUUUCUGAUGACUUUCAUUUGGUUGUAAGAAGCCGUCGAUCAUCCCUGCCAAACGCUGUCGUUAGGCCGUCAGGAGAAAGGGUGGCCUCUCCGCUGCCUGUCUGGAGCAUCAGGGCCACGAGUGCUGGCUUUUUUUUCUUUGUUUUGCACACAAACCUGGCUGAAAAGAGGAUGGGAGGGGGGGUAAAUGGGCUUUGAGUCGCAUAAUGUACAAAUCAUUUUUCUUUUUUUUUUUUCUUUUUUAGAUUUUACUCUUGAUUCUUAAAUCCUGAUUUUUGGAUGCUGAAGCAGUGACGUAAACAAAGGAACAGGAAAACCACGCUGUAUGCAAAAGUCUGUAAAUAUGAGAUGUGGAGUUUGUUCAUACUAGACUAUACACUCGCACAUGACUGGAAACUGUAUUUGUAAACUAGCUUUGGUUUGAGUAAUAAAUUACUUUCUAUAACACCCAUCUUAUGCUCAUUGUGGUUUUAAGGGUCUUCACGUGUGAAUAAUAAAUCGUGACAGGAA
This is a messenger RNA of Fundulus heteroclitus (mummichog), 3049 nucleotides long. It is a transcript of the gene rhoab, whose product is annotated as ras homolog gene family, member Ab. The record is from RefSeq and is a predicted model, not a curated record. Gene Ontology annotation, molecular function: GTP binding; GTPase activity. Lineage: Eukaryota; Metazoa; Chordata; Actinopteri; Cyprinodontiformes; Fundulidae. Gene Ontology annotation, biological process: cell migration; small GTPase-mediated signal transduction; stress fiber assembly. Gene Ontology annotation, cellular component: dendritic spine; cleavage furrow. The coding region runs from base 145 to 726 and encodes 193 amino acids. The transcript has 5 exons.